Lepisosteus oculatus (spotted gar) is the source of this 4801-nucleotide messenger RNA. Lineage: Eukaryota; Metazoa; Chordata; Actinopteri; Semionotiformes; Lepisosteidae. The record is from RefSeq and is a predicted model, not a curated record.
GUCCGAUUAGAGUUGAUGCUAUUUUAGAGUGUUGGAAUUGGAAGAAAAGACAGAUUCAAUAAGAAGCGGUGCUUUCAAAGAGGACAUCGAGACAACAGGAUUCAUGCAGCAGAGAAGAGAAACAAUAUUGAACUGGCACACAACGUGAACACAUGUAUGUGUCAUUUGGAAACUUUACAGUGUGUGAAUGGCGGUGCUAAAGUACUUUACUGAAUGGACUUUUGUUUUUCUUUGGUGGGCUUUGAUCUUAAUUAUUGCACGACAGAAUGUGAAUGGGGGUAGUUUUGACCACAUUGGCCCCUGUGCUGGGAGAGACUGCUCUGUUUGCCAGUGCUUCCCGGAAAAAGGCUCUUGGGGAAGACCAGGUGUGCUUGGGCCUCUGGGCCCUCUGGGACCCCCAGGUUUUCCAGGCCUCCCCGGACCCCCAGGGGAGAAGGGUCAGCGUGGCGAUGAGGGGGAAUCUGGCAAGGCAGGAUCCAAAGGCGCCAAAGGUAGCAUGGGAUUCAGAGGAUUUCCAGGAUCAGAUGGUGUCCCUGGAUUUCCAGGCCCCACAGGUUCAAGAGGUCUCCCAGGGGUAGAUGGCUGUAAUGGGUCAAGGGGUGACUCGGGGGAAUUGGGAAGGCCUGGAAAUUUUGGACAACCUGGGGAUCAAGGUUCUCCAGGGAUAAAAGGAGAGAAGGGAGACCCUUGUUUUCAAACCAUUUGUAUUCCAGGCAAAUCUGGUGAUCCAGGUCUCCCAGGAAUAGAAGGGUCUCCUGGACCCAGGGGGAAUAUUGGUCCUAAGGGGCAGAUGGGCCCAAGAGGGAAAGAUGGAGUGAAUGGUCUAUGUGGUUCUCCUGGUCUGAGAGGGCCUCCCGGUGAUAAAGGCAGAGAAGUGCAAGGAGAACAUGGAGAAACUGGAGACCCGGGGCCAGUAGGUCCUCGCGGACCACCUACACCAUUUAAUGGAGAUAUUAGUGAUUAUUACAUAAAAGGAGAGAAGGGAGAUAAAGGACAGCCGGGUUUAAAUGGAUUAAAGGGAGAGAACGGCAAAUGUGAUCACUGCCCGGGAAAAAAGGGAGAGAAAGGCAUACCUGGAUUCCCUGGACCACGAGGUGAACCUGGGUAUAUAGGACCACCGGGUGUUCCUGGAGAAAAGGGACCUAGAGGUAACCUUGGACUUCCUGGUUUGAUUGGAUAUCCUGGACUGAAGGGGUUUACAGGUGAUUCAGGCCUUCCAGGACAACCAGUUUAUUUUAAUGGCACGAAAGGAUGCAAAGGUGAUCCUGGUUCCCCUGGCCUACAGGGCACCAUUGGAGAUGAUGGCCUCUUAGGGCUACCUGGUCAUCCCGGUCUUAGAGGAAGCAUUGUAUUAGGUCCACCAGGUCCACCUGGAGAACCUGGAGUCCUCGGAGAGAAAGGCUUUAAGGGGAAUGUUGGGGGACAAGGAUGUGUGAUUCCUGGAGAACCCGGCAAACCAGGAUAUUCAGGAAGAAAGGGAUAUCCUGGUCCCCGUGGGAAACCAGCUCUGUGUUGUAUUAAGGGAGAAAAGGGUCUACCAGGAAAAAAUGGAUCCUUGGGUCACCCUGGUUUCCCAGGAAUUCGAGGAAGGAAAGGAGUUCCAGGUGAUUGUUACUUGAAUUGCUCAUCUGCACACCCAGGACCUAUGGGGUCACAAGGGCCACCAGGGCAGACUGGCCCUCCAGGACGUAUUGGUAAAAUUGGGGACAAUGGUGCACCUGGGGAAAUGGGAAAAUAUGGAUCAUCCGGAAUUCCUGGGUUUCCUGGGAUUCGAGGAGUGAAGGGGGAAAAAGGAGAUGCCUACAUGAUGGAAAAAGGUAUCAAAGGUAAUAGAGGUUGUAGAGGAUCUCCUGGACCUGAAGGCUCUCCUGGAAAACCUGGUGAAGACGGAAAACCUGGUGACCCUGGGGAUCCUGGCUUUCCUGGGGACAGUACUCCAGGACUCCGUGGUGACAAGGGCUUUCCUGGGCUGACAGGACCUCAGGGGCCUAAAGGUCAUAUGGGAUCACCAGGAUUAGGGAUAAUGGGUUCCAGGGGUCAACGUGGACCACCAGGAAGUGCGGGUCUCCCAGGAAUUCAGGGCCUUCCUGGGCCCAGAGGCCAAGCAGGUGACGGUUGUCUGCCCAGCCUGCCUGGCCUGCCUGGCCCAAAGGGAUUUCCUGGUCCAGAAGGAUUGAAGGGGAUGCCUGGAAAUCAAGGUAUUCCUGGUCCCUAUGGUGCUGAUGGUCCAAAAGGAAAGACAGGUGAUCCAGCAGACCAGGGAACCGUUGGACCUGAAGGCAGUAGAGGACAACUUGGAGAUCCAGGAGACCCUGGCGAGCCUGGGCUUAGUAUUGAUGGUGGCCCUGGUCUUCCGGGUUUUCCAGCUCUGCCUGGAAACAGCGGUCCAAGAGGCGAUUCCUUGUCCGGUGAGCCUGGUUCCCCUGGAGCUAGAGGACAGCAGGGGCUUCCAGGGACGAAAGGAAUCCCUGGAUCAUGUGGUCCACCUGGGAUGAAAGGCGGUCUAGGGUUCAAUGGGACCUCGGGUCUAAAAGGAGAGCGAGGAGAGCCUGGUAACCCUGGGCAACCUGGAUCAAUAGGCAUUUAUCCCAGGAAAUGUAACCCAGGGCCAGUUGGACAACCUGGCCCUCUGGGACCUCAAGGCUGUUUCGGCCGUUCAGGUCUUUCUGGUGAGAAAGGAGGAAAAGGUGAGCAAGGCUGCCCAGGUGAGCCUGGUAUUAAGGGAAUCACUGGAGAGCCUGGACCAUGUGGACUACCAGGACCCCCUGGUUUUGAUGGUGAAUGUGGAGAACCAGGAGACAUUGGAGAAAAUGGACCUCCAGGGGAAAUAGGCAUUAGAGGCCUCCCUGGCAUCGAUGGAUUCCCAGGGCCCUCUGGACUGCCGGGUGCAUGUGGCCCUGUAGGUGCGAACGGGGAGAAGGGCUCCGAUGGACACCCAGGAGCCACUGGGGACAGAGGCUUGAAAGGGGAGAAGGGAAGUAGAGGUCCACUAGGCUGCCUAGGUAAAGUCAUUGUAAACCCAGUGAAAGGAUCCCCUGGGGACCUUGGACCUCCAGGAUUGCCAGGAUUUCCAGGGCCCCGGGGAGAAAAGGGGGAGCUUGGUACUCAAGGGCUGCCUGGGAUUGAUGGAAAGCCUUGCACCCCAGGAACUGAGAAGGGACCUUGUGGAUUUCCAGGGAAAGACGGCCAAAAUGGGAUGCCUGGCAUGCCGGGGACACCUGGUCUGGCGGGUGUCCCUGGAUCCCGAGGGGAAACUGGUGCUGAAGGGGACUAUGGAAAUAAAGGCACUCCAGGUCCCAAUGGGAGCUGUGGGCCUAAGGGCAUAAAAGGUGAAAUUGGAAUUACAAUUGUUUUACCUGGAUUGCCCGGGGUAAAGGGACAAGCAGGAACACCAGCUCCUCUCGCUCCUAACGGUGUGCCGGGAUAUAAGGGCGAUCCAGGAUUUGCGGGGCAUCCCGGAAAUCGUGGAAAACCAGGCCUAAAAGGACAGCCAGGGAAUCCUGGCCCUCCAGGUCCCGAAGGUCUGAAAGGUCUACAGGGUCAGCAGGGCCUGGAUGGCUCUCCAGGUCUCCCUGGAGCCCCAGGCCCACAGGGACGCCCUGGACCACCAGGAUUCAGAGGACCACCUGGUUCCCCGGGCUUGUACGGUCUUGAUGGGCUGGAUGGACAAAAGGGAGAAAAGGGUGCUCCAGCUAAAUGUGAAAAUCAGAUUGGUCCCCCUGGGCCCAGGGGGAUUCCGGGCGAUGAAGGUGAUAAGGGAGAUCAAGGACAUGAAGGGAUCUCUCUACCAGGCCCUAAGGGCCAGCAAGGGCCCGCUGGCCUCCCAGGUCUCCUGGGCCCACCUGGCCCUCCUGGCAGUCCAGGAUCCUGCUGUGGGACAUGUCCAAGUGGCCCAUGUGGUGAAAUGGGGUGCCCUGGCAGAGAUGGGUUACCAGGACCCCGAGGAAUUCCUGGCUUCCCAGGACCAUUAUUACCAAAUAAUGGAGACGAAGGGGACAAUGGUGGACUUGGAGCACCUGGGGAACAAGGCCCUAGAGGCUAUAAAGGCCCUCCUGGACCUCCAGGAAGUUAUGGUCCACCAGGGCUAAAAGGCGAAAGAGGACCAGAUGGGUGUAUAGGACACAAUGGCUCUGCUGGCCCUCCUGGCAUCUGCGAUAUACCUGGACCCAAGGGAGACCCAGGAUUCCCGGGAGACCCAGGACUGAAGGGUGACGUGGGCUUGCCUGGAGUUCAUGGAACAGUAGGAAAACCAGGGCUCCCAGGACAAGAGGGAGACCCUGGCUUCCCUGGAGAGCAAGGAGAGAAAGGUCGUCAAGGUCCAUCUGGAGAGCCAGGAUCACCAGGAGAGCCAGGAUCUUUAAAAAUGUGUAACCCUGGCUUCCUAAUAGUUGUGCACAGUCAAACAGAAAAGAUCCCUGAGUGUCCUAUGGGUAUGAACCAGAUGUGGACUGGCUACAGUUUGGUGUACCUUGAAGGUCAAGAGCAAGCGCAUAAUCAAGACCUUGGUCUGGCAGGGUCUUGCUUGCAGAUAUUUAACACCAUGCCAUUCGUUUAUUGCGGCGAUAAAGUCUGUCACUACUCCAGUCGGAAUGACAAGUCUUACUGGUUGUCCACCACUGCUCCCAUUCCGGCGAAGCCAGUGUCAGAUCUGGAGAUCCAGCAAUAUAUAAGCAGAUGUGCCGUGUGUGAGGCACCCUCUCUGGCUGCUGCCUUUCACAGCCAAACUAAUAGCAUCCCCCGUUGUCCUCAGGGGUGGCGCAGUCUGUGGACAGGCUACUCCUUUUUAAUGGUAACUAUCUGA